GUCAGGUCCUUUCCUAGGAUAGGAACUAGCCGCUACCCUUUGACCUGUGCUGCUGUGCUAAACAUCCGGGCUAUCGGGACAGGGAAAGAUGGCGGCCACGUUACUACCCGCUGAUUGGAUAAAGAACUGGGAAAAAUCAGGAAAAAAUGACUUUUUGCAACUGUGCCGCAGCCUCAGCGAAAAAGGCCAGGAAUUUGUUACAUUCACAGAAAUUCAGCAGGUCCUGUAUGAAUUUGCAUGUCAAGUUGUUAAAGGAAAUUUGAAGCAGGAUCAAGUUUCUGGCAUUCUUGCUGAAAUAAUAGCCCUCAGAGAUGACAUGCCCUCAAUCUUAGCAGAUGUAUUUUGUAUUUUGGAUAUAGAAACAAGUUGUUUGGAAGAAAAAUGGAGAAGAGACCAUUUUACCCAGCUUGUAUCAUCCUGUUUGUAUUUAAUCUCUGACACGAUUCUGAAAGAGCGUCUGGAUCCAGACACGCUGGAAUCCCUGGGGCUUAUCAAACAGUCCCAACAGUUCAACCAGAAAUCUGUGAAAAUUAAGACCAAACUUUUUUAUAAGCAACAGAAAUUUAAUUUAUUACGUGAAGAAAAUGAAGGCUAUGCAAAGCUGAUUACAGAACUUGGACAAGAUCUUUCGGGAAGCAUAACCAGUGAUUUAAUUCUUGAAAAUAUUAAAUCUUUAAUUGGAUGCUUUAAUCUAGAUCCCAACAGAGUGUUGGAUAUCAUUUUAGAAGUGUAUGAAUGUCGACCAGACUAUGAUGAUUUUUUUGCACCAUUGAUCGAAUCAUACAUGUGUAUGUGUGAACCUCAAACACUGUGUCAUAUCCUUGGAUUUAAAUUCAAGUUUUAUCAGGAACCCAGUGGAGAAACUCCUCCUUCUUUGUACAGAGUAGCAGCUGUGCUUUUGCAAAAUAAUCUUAUCGAACUGGAGGAUCUUUAUGUGCAUCUUCUUCCAGCAGAGAGUAGCAUUAUUGAAGAACACAAAAGGGAAGUUAUAGAGGCCAAGCAGAUUGUCAGAAAGCUUACCAUGGUGGUCUUGUCCUCUGAUAAAGCCGAAGAAAAAGACAAGGAAAAAGAAAAGGACGAAGAGAAGACAGAAAAGCCUCCUGACAACCAAAAACUAGGCUUGUUGGAAUCACUACUAAGGAUUGGUGACUGGCAACAUGCGCAAAGUAUUAUGGACCAGAUGCCUCCAUAUUAUGCUGCUUCACACAAACCAAUUGCAUUGGCUCUGUGUGAUCUUAUUCAUAAAACUAUCGAACCACUUUACCGAAGAUUGGCAGUACCCAAAGGUGCCAGAGGGUCUCGUGCUGUUCCCUUGCAUAGCAAGAAGGCCCCAAAGCAAGCAGAAUCAUUCGAAGACUUGCGGAGAGAUGCCUUCACCAUGCUUUGCUACCUGGGCCCACAUCUUUCUCAUGACCCUAUUUUGCUUGCGAAAGUAGUUAGACUUGGAAAAGCAUUAAUGAAAGAGUUGCAGUCGGAGGCAAAAACAGAAGAAAAAGACAAGAUGGAGGUGCUAUUCAGUUGCUUGCUCAGCGUUACAGACCAAGUCUUACUACCUGCACUUGCUUUGAUGGAUGGCAACGCCUGUAUGUCAGAAGAACUUUGGGGAAUGUUCAAAUGCUUUCCUUACCAAUACAGAUAUCGUCUGUAUGGUCAGUGGAAGAAUGAGACAUACAACAACCACCCGUUGCUAGUCAAAGUUAAGGCGCAAACAAUUGACAGAGCCAAAUACAUAAUGAAGCGUCUAACAAAAGAAAACGUCAAGCCAUCAGGAAGACAAAUAGGAAAACUAAGCCAUAGCAAUCCAACCAUUCUGUUCGACUAUAUUCUUUCUCAGAUUCAAAAGUAUGACAACCUUAUCACACCCGUUGUUGAUUCGCUGAAAUACCUAACGUCACUAAAUUAUGAUGUUUUAGCUUACUGCAUAAUAGAAGCUCUUGCUAAUCCAGAAAAGGAAAAGAUGAAGCAUGAUGACACCACUAUCUCUAGUUGGUUGCAGAGUCUGGCUAGCUUUUGCGGAGCAAUUUUUCGGAAAUAUUCUAUAGAACUAGGCGGCCUUCUGCAGUAUGUGGCUAAUCAGUUGAAAGCUGGCAAAAGCUUUGAUUUACUGAUUUUGAAAGAGGUAGUACAAAAGAUGGCUGGAAUCGAAAUUACAGAGGAAAUUACUAUGGAACAACUAGAGGCAAUGACUGGUGGUGAGCAGCUUAAAGCUGAGGGUGGCUAUUUUGGACAAAUAAGAAACACAAAAAAAUCAUCUCAGAGAUUAAAAGAUGCCUUGCUGGAGUACGAAUUAGCUCUUCCUUUGUGCCUACUUAUGGCCCAACAGAGAAAUGGUGUAGUAUUCCAAGAGGGGGGAGAGAAGCACUUAAAGCUGGUGGGGAAACUAUAUGAUCAGUGUCACGACACUCUGGUGCAGUUUGGGGGAUUUUUGGCUUCCAAUUUGAGCACAGAAGAUUAUAUCAAAAGGGUUCCAUCCAUUGAUGUUCUUUGCAAUGAAUUUCACACACCUCAUGAAGCUGCAUUCUUCUUAUCCAGGCCUAUGUAUGCUCAUCACAUUUCAUCUAAAUAUGAUGAGCUUAAAAAGGCAGAGAAGGGAAGCAAGCAGCAGCACAAAGUACACAAGUAUAUUACAUCGUGCGAACUGGUCAUGUCUCCUGUGCAUGAAGCCGUGAUAUCUUUGCACCCAUCUAAAGUGUGGGAAGACAUCAGCCCACAGUUUUACGCCACCUUCUGGUCCCUGACCAUGUACGACCUUGCUGUCCCAAGCAACAGCUACAGCAGAGAAAUCAACAAACUGAAAAGCCAGAUUAGAGCCAUAGAUGAAAACAUGGAUAUGCCCCCAAACAAAAAGAAAAAAGAAAAGGAGAGAUGCACUGCCCUGCAAGAGAAGCUUGUGGAGGAGGAGAAGAAACAGUCUGAACAUGUGGCGAGAGUUCUACAGAGGAUGAAGCUAGAAAAAGAUAACUGGCUCUUAGCCCGAUCCACAAAAAAUGAGACAAUCACCAAAUUUUUGCAGCUUUGUAUAUUUCCUCGCUGUAUUUUCUCAGCCAUUGACGCUGUGUACUGCGCUCGGUUUGUGGAGCUUGUUCAUCUUCAGAAAACACCAAACUUUUCUACACUACUCUGUUAUGAUAGAGUUUUCUCAGACAUCAUUUACACAGUUGCAAGUUGUACAGAGAAUGAGGCCAGCCGAUAUGGGAGAUUUCUAUGUUGUAUGCUGGAGACCGUAACAAAGUGGCAUAGUGAUAGAACUGUGUAUGACAAGGAUUGUGGCAGUUAUCCAGGCUUUGUAACAAUACUAAGGGCAGCCAGCUUUGAUAGCGGCAACAAAGCUGACCAACUGGAUUAUGAGAAUUUCCGUCAUGUGGUGCACAAAUGGCAUUAUAAAUUGACAAAGGCGUCUGUCCAUUGCCUUGAGACGGGGGAAUACACUCACAUCAGGAAUAUCCUUAUUGUGCUGACUAAAAUCCUGCCAUGGUAUCCUAAAGUUCUGAACUUGGGCCAAGCUCUGGAGCGCAGAGUCCACAAAAUAUGCCAAGAUGAGAAGGAAAAAAGGCCAGAUCUUUAUGCGUUGGCUAUGGGCUACUCUGGGCAGUUGAAAAGCAGGAAACAUUUUAUGGUGCCUGAAAAUGAUUUCCAUCACAAAGAUCCCCCAGUAAGGAGCUCUGUGCCAACCCCAGUACAAAAUGGACCAGGCACUUCUAACCAAUCUGCUUCCAUGAUGGUGAAUGCAGCUAAACCAGAAGAAGGCACUACUGAGGAAACAGAGAAACUCAAGGAGAAAUCUCAGAGUGCACAGAAAGUUGUUGCUAAAGCUGCCAGCACAGCACCAAAGGUGACUGCAAGCAAUGGGAACAGCGCUUCUGCUAGCAAAGUGCUUAAGGAAAAAGAAGACAAAGAUAAAACUGGGAAAGAAAAGGAGAAAGACAAACGAGAGAAAACACCAGUUGCAUCUCUUGAGACCAAGGCACCAGGAAAGGAGGCCAAAGAAAAAGUAAAAGAAGACCGUCCGAGCAAAGAUGAAAAACAGCGUGACAUCAAGGAGAAGACUCCUAAAGCUGACAAAGAAAAGGAAAAGGCAAAGAAGGAAGACAAGUCUCAGAAGGAAGAAAAAUCUAAGGCAGUUCUGAUGAGCAACGAGUCCAAAAUCCCUUCAGAAAAGGAGAGAGAAAAGGAGCUCUCCAGAGAGAGAGAGGCAUUGAAAGAAGCAAAAUCUAAGGAGAGUUCCAAAUCAGGAGAGAAAUCAGCUGUAUCUGGGUCCUUGAAGUCUCCUGUUCCCCGUACAGACAUGCCUGAAACUGAGAGGGAACAAAAACGACGUAAAAUUGAUACGCAUUCUUCUCCGUCACAUUCCUCAGCAGUAAAGGACAACCUCAGUGAAUUUAAGGACUCUUCAACCAAGCACUACACAAACCACACUACUCCAACAAUAUCCAAAAAUAAGGAGAAAGAAGUUGAGAAGAAAGAACUGGAUAAAUCACAAGAAAGGUCACGCGAAAGAGAGAAGAAAGAAGAAAAAGAACGGAAAGAAAGAAAGAGGGAUCACUCCGAUGGCGACCGUGAAUUGAUGCAGGAAUCAAAGCGCCGCAAAGAAGAAAAUGGAACCAGUGGUUCCUCGAAACAUAGUAAAAGUGUAAGUCCUUCUGACUCCCCACGUUCUGGUGAAAAGGAGCGCAAUAAAUCAAAAUCGUCAAGUAAAGAGAGAGGGGAUUUUAUGAAAUCAGAAAAAAUUGAAAAAAGCAGUUCUAGCAGUAAGAAGGAAUCCAGGCACAACAAGGAAAAGUCUGAGAAAAAAGAAAAGCGUGAGAGCACAGGAGGAAAGGUGGAGAAAAAGCACCAUAAAUCUUCAGAUAAGCACAGAUAAUAAAGAAGAGGGAUUAAUUCAAGGAGAAGGAAAGGUGAAAUCACCAAAUGGCGGGAGGUGCUCCCAGCCUUUUCCCACUUCAGCACCAAAGAGAGUUCUUCAUUCUUCAGUGGCCCCAGGCCAGCACAGUAGAGUGAAAAAGAUGGCUUUUAUCACAAAGUUUGGCUAUUCAUUCUACCAUGCAUGGACAUUUGGCACUUUGUGGUGCUCGCUCAGAAGUACCCCAAGAUGGUGCAGCUUUCACCAUCAGCUCCAUCCAAGGGUAUCAUCAGUUAAUUGACUAUAAUCAUUGGGUGCCUAACAUUUAUAACAUCCCCGGUGAUUUAACUUUUCCCUCUACUUUAAAAUUAUUUCAAUCUCUCCUCUAUUGUGAUAUUGUCUAUUGUCUUGCUCCUGAAAUGACAUCUAUAUAUCCAUUUAUUUAUAUAUUUCUUUGUAUAAACCCCAACCCACUAGGGUUUGCUGUGACUCAAGAUUUCUUGACGAUCGACAGAUGGAUUUAAAAUUAGAAGAUGGCCACCAUAACUGGGAUAUGUCCUUUCCACAUUGAUUUGCACAGAUAUAUGUGAAGAAAGAAGGAGCCCCUUUUGCAUUAGCCUAAACGAUUCAUUUCAUUACAUUUUGCUUUUCCCAUCCUACAGUAAAUGUUUUCUGUAUUUUAAAUUCUUUGUUGUGUUUUUCCAACCCCAUUAAUUUUCAGUUGAUUACUGAAAGUGUAUGCCUAUUCCAUAUUAAGCACAAUGUGCUCCAGACAGACAGACAGUUGCUGCAGUGCAAAUGGGUUGACUGACUGACUUAUGCUUGUACAGCUUUUCAUGUUUGGUCGUCUGAAUACUGCCUGAAAAUUUUGUAAUACUUUGCAGCUUAAAUGCAUAUUUUUUAAUGGUGCAACGAUAAACAGUUAUUCAACUUUUUUUUGGAAUUUACCUCAUUUAAAGUCAGAUUUUAUUUAUUUGGCUUGUAAGUAAGACAUGGAAGCACUAUUUCUUGCUAAUGAUUAGGAAUUGUUUGUAUAUUAUGUGUAGGACAAUAAAUGAGGAACUAAAGACAUGUAACUAUCUACUGUCUCUUCCACACCUUUUUUUGUCAUGUUUUCAGAUAAACUGUGGGGGAAACCCACUUCCGCCUUGAAAGAUUACGAGUACAGUUACACAACUGCAGGAUCUUUGUAUCAUGGAAAUGUAGUCUGGAAAAGACUUUUUUAAAAGAAAUUUUUAUCUGCUGAAUUCUACCAGUGUAAGCUUUCUUUUCUAAAUAAACAAUAGUUUUCUCAA
Xenopus laevis (African clawed frog) is the source of this 6135-nucleotide messenger RNA. RefSeq names its product THO complex 2 S homeolog (gene thoc2.S). Lineage: Eukaryota; Metazoa; Chordata; Amphibia; Anura; Pipidae. The record is from RefSeq and is a predicted model, not a curated record. Gene Ontology annotation, molecular function: mRNA binding. Gene Ontology annotation, biological process: mRNA export from nucleus; mRNA processing. The transcript has 39 exons. Gene Ontology annotation, cellular component: nucleus; THO complex; THO complex part of transcription export complex. The coding region runs from base 89 to 4861 and encodes 1590 amino acids.